Molecule: messenger RNA, 1091 nt
Organism: Chrysochloris asiatica (Cape golden mole)
Lineage: Eukaryota; Metazoa; Chordata; Mammalia; Afrosoricida; Chrysochloridae
Gene: SPATA17
Product: spermatogenesis associated 17
Exons: 10
Coding region: 54-1091 (345 amino acids)
Biological process (GO): spindle organization; mitotic cell cycle; establishment of meiotic spindle localization
Cellular component (GO): spindle pole
Molecular function (GO): protein binding
Source: RefSeq, a predicted model, not a curated record
GUUGCCAUAGUGACUGAGAGUAACACCCAGUGUAAACCCGAGACCCUGAAGCAAUGGCUACUUUAGCCAGACUGCAAGGUCGGUCGGCAGUUAUACGAAACCAGUACUACUAUAGGAACAGUGUUGUGAAUCAGUUUAGGAAGAAGGAAAAUGAUGCAGCAAUCAAAAUCCAGAGCUGGUUCCGAGGAUGUAAAGUUCGGGCAUAUAUCAGGUAUUUAUACAAAAAAGUAACAAUUAUUCAAAAAUGGUGGAGAAGUUACUUAGGCAGACAACAAUAUCAACUAAUGGUGAAGGUAGCAUAUUAUACUAUGAAGAUGAAUCUCUACAAUACAAUGGCUGUCAGGAUUCAGAGACGAUGGCGAGGCUAUAGGAUUCGGAAAUACUGCUUUAAUUAUUAUUAUCUGAAGGAAUAUUUGAAAGCUGUGUCCGAGACGAAUGAUGUAAUCAGGGAAGCACUAGAAGAGUUUGCAGAGAUGAAAGAAAAAGAAGAGAGGAAGGCCGACCUCGAAAGGGAAGAGAAGAAAAGAGAUUACCAAGCCCGAAAGAUGCAUUACCUCCUCAGCACAAAGCAGAUUCCAGGUGUUUAUAACUCUCCAUUCAGAAGAGAGCCUGACCCAUGGGAGUUGCAGUUACAAAAGGCAAAGCCUUUAACUCACCGAAAACCCAACAUUAAGCAGAAAUGCUCCAUAAACCUUAGCAGUUGGCUAGAGUGUACAAGAUCCCGGUCUUUUCCUCAAUCUGAAAUUCUGCCACCCAUCAACAGAAAACAAUGUCAGGGGCCCUUUCGUGAUCUCUCUGAAGUACUGCAGCAACGCUACAAGCCUUUGGAGCCAACCUUGCGGGUUGCAGAACCAAUAAGUGAAUUAAAGGAAGCCAGAGAGGCAUUCAGAAGAGAAGAAUUGGUACUUAACAUACAUGAAAAUGUAUUUUUGCCAUUUUCUACCUACCAUAAAAACAAAGAAAAGUACAGGCCCUCAGUGCAUUCCUCAAGCAAGUAUGGCGCUGCAUCUUAUGGGCACCAACAUUUCCGAGAUGAAAACCCUCAAAAGUGGGUCAAUUCCAAGUGUUAUGUUCUUAUGCUUCUAACGUAA